Caenorhabditis angaria is the source of this 1234-nucleotide messenger RNA. NCBI's taxonomy places the organism in Eukaryota, Metazoa, Nematoda, Chromadorea, Rhabditida, Rhabditidae. The record is from the annotation of a GenBank genome assembly.
AUGCCAAUUCAUAAAUUAGUUCAAUAUUCGACUCCAGAUGGAACUGUUUUCGAGGGAGAAUUGUAUACUCCAAGAAAUCCAGAAAAUGAGAAACUUCCAGCCGUAUUGGUGUUGCCAGCUUUUCGAGGAAUCACAGAAUUUGAAAAAGAGAAAGCGUUAAUUUUGGCAAAGAAGGUGAGUGAUGAAAUAAAAACAUUUAUACUUUUGAAAUUUUGAAGAACGAAGUUUUCUAGAUUUCUGAAACUUUGUAAUUUGUUUUUUUCUUCAGCACCACUAUAUUGCAUUUGCUGUUGAUGUUUAUGGAAAAGGAAUUCGACCAACUGAAAGAGCUGAAGCCUUCGCAACUAUGAAACCAAUAGUUUCUUCGAGAACUGAAGUUUUGAAGCCACGUCUUCUGGCCGCUCUCGAAACUGUCAAAAAUUUGCCAAACGUCGAUGUCAAUCGAAUUGGUGCAAUUGGGUUUUGUUUCGGCGGACUGUGUGUACUUGAUUUGGCCAGACAUCAAACUAACAUUGCAGCCGUUGUUUCUUUCCAUGGAACACUCUUACCAGUUCCUGAUUUGCCUUUGGAUUCAAUUACAGAAACUUCAAUUCAGGUUUGUGGUUUGUGUUUUUAUCAUGAAAAGGGAAUGGAGAAAGAUCAAUCAUUUGAGUUAAUGAUCAUUAUAUUAUCGGAAAACGAUAAUAGAUUGUAAAAAUUAGAAAAUAUUGUGUUCGAUAUAUUUUUUUGAAAAAUGAAAGAAAUAUGCAAAUUUUAUCAGAAAACAUAAUUUUGACGACACUAAUUUUGAAAAAUAAAAAGGAUGAAAAUAUGGGAACAAAUGUUGUUACUUGUUUCUGAAAUUUGAAAAAAUAUUUUUCAGAUUUUCUAAGAUUCCACGCGUUUGAAAAUGUGCAUUUUCUUGAAAACCAUAAAUUCCAUUUAUUUCAAAACUUUUCUGAAAAAAUUUUAAAAUAUUGAACUGAGAUAUAAUUUCAAGUAAUUUUUCUAGGUUCAUCACGGCGAUGCAGAUACUCAUAUUUCAAAAGAACAAGUCGAUGGGUUCCACGAGGAAAUGCGUCAAAGAAAUGCAGACUUUGUCUUCUCUUCACAUGCUUUUGCCAAACAUUCAUUCACCGAACCAGAAGCUGAUAGUUUCAAUGCUCCUGGAGUUGGUUACAACAAAAAUGCCGCUGAAAGAUCGUGGAACUCAGCAAUUCAAUUGUUCAAAGAAAAAUUCAUUCAACAUACAUAA